AUGGCUGAACAUCGCCCCGCCACCGCCAUGGACCCUCCUCACAUCACCGAGUUCGCUUCGGAGCGGUACUUCGAAAAGCUCAGCCAGCUCAAUGCGAGCCAGCAGCAGCAACAUCAUCACCACCAUGAGCCGACAGAAGGCUCCGCCGCCUCCGUUUCGUCCUCGACCUUCAUUCUGCCGUUGCGUGAAUCGAAGCACGCCGAAGCCGACGUUUCCAGACUGGUCGAGUCGAAACGGGACAAGAGCCGUUUCUUUAGCAUAAGGCGCAGAGUCACCAACCUGCACACGAAAGCGCACAGCCUCGAGUCUGAGCCCGUCGCUCUCCCACAGACCAGGGCAUCGACUGAGUCGACGCGAAAAAGUGCCCCCCUCGAUCAACUUUUCCUUGCGUUGCCGAAUGAACUCCAGGUUCAGAUAAUAUCAACCCUACCCUUGACUGACGUUCUCAACCUCCGACUCGCCUCGAAAUCAUGGCACGCCUUAAUCACACUGAACGAAGCCCCGAUUGUACGGCACCACCUCGACAAUCACAUCCCUGCGUACGCUCUCCGCCUCUAUCCUAUAUCCGACAACAGCGAAAUCACCUUCCACUAUCUUUGCAGCCUUUGGCAUCGACUGCACGUUGCUGCCAAAUUAGCGUACCUCAUGUGCGAAUGGAUCACCAAGGACAUUUUCCUUCGCCAAACAGAAUCACAGCGAGCGGCCUUCGCUCCACAACACGAACGAAUGCGCCGACGCCUCAUACCUCUGCUUUUCACCGUCUUCCAUUUUUUCGAGACGUACCGAAAGCUCCACCUGAAGCACCUCGCCGAACAUGGCGGGCAGGGCUUACAGCGGGAGCCAUACACCAUCAACCCGAUCGAGAAAGAGAUCAUGGGCAUGUACGACGACCGAACUCUGUUGAGAGUUCACGAAGUUUUCCCCUUGGUCAUUUCUUCCUUUUGCCGCCGACUGCGUCCGCCGACGUAUGUCGGUAGGGUCGAGCGGUCCAUCCGAGGUUACCUACGAGAACGCCCUUCCGACGAUGUCCAUGUGGCUAUCCUGUGCAUCGGCGGUCUGCGGCAGGUGGAAAGACUGUGGGAGAUCAAGGGCUACAACAGCCGCCGAGCCGCCGUUGAUACAUGGUAUCACGGGCUCACCAAGGAUCACGGUGCCGACGCGCCUUCCAAGUCACGUCUCGGCCUGAAAGGCUUCGGACGGAAAAAGUCGACGAGCGGCGACCGACCCGGCGGCCGUUUCUCCUUCAGUGAAGGGUCCAGCAAGGUUCGGAGUCCGACAGGCUCAAUCGACGCUACCAACGCCGGCGGCUAUUUCGAUCCAAACUGGGUAUUCAACACAAGCCUGUCAGCUGACGUGCCCAUGGCACAGCUUGGCAAGGACAAGGCCCAGGGCCUCCUCAACGAUUUGCCGGUCCUCCAGCAGAUCUGGCUGACCACUGCCGAGGCCACCAUUCUCGAUCGUGGCAUCGUCUCGAGGACGCAGGACAUUAAGCGCAACCAGCAGGUCAUGCUCGACCUUAUCCGCGAGGACGGCAUCGACGAGGAAGAUGAGUGGUGGUACGGGCGAAGCAUACCGGAAUCUGUCCGGCCACCUGCAUCAGCCACGGACGAAGAUGCCGACUAA
Purpureocillium lilacinum is the source of this 1623-nucleotide messenger RNA. RefSeq lists its product as uncharacterized. Gene Ontology annotation, molecular function: protein binding. The record is from RefSeq and is a predicted model, not a curated record. NCBI's taxonomy places the organism in Eukaryota, Fungi, Ascomycota, Sordariomycetes, Hypocreales, Ophiocordycipitaceae.